UUAUCCCACAAUCCACCGGGGGAGAUUAAAGGCGCUUUUUUGCAGAGCCUAUGUUGUCAACAAGCAGAAGGGGAAGAGGCACCUGGGAUUCUACUGCGUGAAUUUAAUAAUACGCUUGUUUUGUGGGCUAAUACGUUUGUCUUUUAUUAUUCUACUUGGCGCCCUUUAACGUCGGUAAACCGUGACAUGGCUCCGUUCAGCUUAUUGACAGCAAGUGUUAGCUGGUUGGCUAAGUCCUUCAGCGUCUUCCCCUGCACGAGUACGCUAGCAAGGUGUACCAGUGUCCUCCCAACUACAUAUAUCAACCCAGUGAAAUGCCUGACCUCUCAGCCCAGUGGCCCUCCAAAGAGACCUCUGAAUGGAUACAUGAGAUAUCUUCUGCAACAGCAGCCAUUUGUGACAAGACAAUACCCAGAAGUCAAACCAGUGGAUGUCAUCAAGAUGAUCGCCCAGCAGUGGAGAACAAUGAGUCCAGAGCAGAAACGGCCCUUUGAGGAAGCAUCUCUGCAGGCCAGGAAGCAGUUUAAGGUUGACCUUCAGAGCUACCAGGCCCAGCUGUCCCCAGCACAGGCCAAGCAACAAACCCUGGAGAAGAGGCAGAAGAGUGCCAAAAGGAAGGCUGUCCGCAAAAAGAGGGAGUUAAACAUCUUAGGGAAACCCAAACGUCCUCGUUCUCCAUUCAACAUUUUCAUGUCAGAGCACUUUCAGGAGGCCAGGGGAACCACAACACAGGCAAAGAUGAAGUCACUGUUAGAGGACUGGAGGAAUCUGAUCAGUCAUCAGAAACAGGUCUACACACAGUUGGCUGAGGAUGACAAAAUUCGUUACAAAAAUGAGAUCAAGUCAUGGGAGGACCACAUGAUGGAGAUUGGACGAGAAGACCUGAUCCGAAGGCAGACAUUGUCUUCCGAGAAAAAAACCGCUAAAGCAAAGAAGAUAACAAAGAAAGCUAAUGCUACAACAGUGAAUAAAACGACUGCCAAAGGAAUGUCAAAGACAACCAGGAAGAUAAAGAGUAGCUCCACAAAAACUGAUAUGUUUAUGCAUUGAGUCAACUGUCAGAGGAGACUAUGGUCUUCAUUAAAGCUGAAGAUUUCUGAUGA
Scatophagus argus is the source of this 1103-nucleotide messenger RNA. It is a transcript of the gene tfam, whose product is annotated as transcription factor A, mitochondrial. The transcript has 7 exons. Bases 187 to 1050 code for a protein of 287 amino acids. Gene Ontology annotation, molecular function: transcription cis-regulatory region binding. NCBI's taxonomy places the organism in Eukaryota, Metazoa, Chordata, Actinopteri, Scatophagidae. The record is from RefSeq and is a predicted model, not a curated record.